CUCAGCUGGGAAGGGAGGAGGUGGGAAUCGUCAAAUGUUAUCUGAAUCCGGCCGAUCACCAUCUCGCACCUCGACGUCGAUAUCGACACGUCAUCGCCUCACCUAACACGCAACAGGAAAAGAUGCAGCUCCGACCUCGACAUGGCCAUGCUAGCGAUUACACGCCGAGCGAACUCGCCGAGAUGCUCGUCGAUCCUUACGACGAUUCUCCUAAAUAUACGAAGGGCAUCAUCGGGGCCGUCUGUGGGGUCAUCCUCCUAGCCGCCUUGGUGAACCAGUGGUCACGUUACAAGCUCACCGAGACCGGUGCCAAAGUCGCUUCCAAACGACCCAUCCUCCGCCUGACCGCGGCCGUCCGAUACCUAGCGACCGCCCCGACGCCGACGUUCAGUCGAUACCUACACUUUCCUACUCGAGGAGUCGUCUUCCUCCUCGCCGUAUUCUGGACGUUUGUGCUGGUCUGGAGCUUCGCCGUAACCCCUUACUACCGCUCUCGAUGGAACGUAGGCUCCCCACCCUUAGCUAUCCGGACGGGUAUGAUGGCCCUAGGCGUCUUUCCCUUCAUCCUCGCUUUCGGAGCCAAAUGGAACCUGGUCACCUUCGUUACCGGGUAUUCUCACGAGAAACUUCAAGUGUUCCAUCAAUGGUUCAGCCAGUUGUUCUUUGUUUUGAGUCUUUUGCAUACUUUUCCGUUCGUCAUGGCAGGAAGAGAAGUCAGGCCGAAUAAGGAUGGGUUGAACCCGAUGGGGUUGACGCAGAUUGGGUAUAGUUGGCAUAUCGGCAAGGUGUACUACUGGACGGGAGUGGCCAUGCUCAUCACCCUGACCUGGCUCUGCUACGCUUCGUUGACCCCGCUUCGACAACGGUGGUACGAGAUGUUCAAGCUUCUCCACAUCAUCUCCGCCAUCCUCUUCAGCGCCUUUUUCUACCUCCACUGCAACGCCCUCCUCACCUCAUGGGACUACCUCUACGCCACAGCCGGUCUCUACGGUAUCUCCGUGGUCAUGCGUUUCGGCCUCAUGCUCUUCAGGAACGGCCGUGGGGUCCCGCAAGCCCAGAUCGAGGUCUUGCCAGGGGAUGCUGUCAGGUUGACCAUCCCCACGCCGAAACAUCAGUGGAAGGCCGGUCAACACGUCUUUGUCAACUUUUGCAAGACGAGGUUGUUGGAGAGUCAUCCGUAUACCAUCUCGAACGACGCUAAUAUCUACUCGCACAAACGCGAGAUGGUCAUCGUCCUCAAGACAGACGUCAAGGGCGGGAUCGGUGCCCGUCUCGCCUCGCUCGAACCCGCUACCACCCCCGUCCUGCUCGAUGGGCCAUACGGAUCCGGUGCAGAUCUCUCCCGUCAUCACGUCGCCGUCCUCGUCGCCGGGGGAAGCGGAGCCAGCUUUGUCGUCUCGAUCCUCAACGACCUCUGUCGGCGUAGCGUCUGGGGCGAGUUGCAGACCAAGCACAUCAUCUUGCACUGGGUGGUCAGGAAUGAAGCCUGUCGAGCAUGGUUCGAGGACCAGAUCAACGCCGCCAUCGCCAUGGCGCCCAAGGGGAUGGUCCAGGUGCACUUGCACGUGACCGGAGUCGACGCUCAAUACGGCCUGCAAGUCGAAUCCAAGACCGAUGGUAGCGACGCUGGAGAAGCCGAGAAACGAUGCCGAGCAAAGCCGAGCCGCCCUCACCCCGCUUGGACCAUCUCCAAUCAACGCCCAUAUUUGCCCUCGCUCCUCGAGUCCGCAUUCGAGCUCCCGGGAUGCGUCGGGAUCGCUUCGUGUGGGCCGACGUCGUUCACUGACGAUGUGAGGCGGGCGGUCGCUUCCAAACAAAAGAGCAUGGCUCUCGGUCACGACGUUCGGGAUGUGGAACUCCAUACGGAAGAGUUUGAUUGGUAGCAGGUUCAAUUUGGGUGUUUCGUUUGCGUUUCUAGUUCUGGCACU
Molecule: messenger RNA, 1928 nt
Organism: Filobasidium floriforme
Lineage: Eukaryota; Fungi; Basidiomycota; Tremellomycetes; Filobasidiales; Filobasidiaceae
Product: ferric reductase NAD binding domain-containing protein
Exons: 9
Coding region: 123-1883 (586 amino acids)
Biological process (GO): copper ion import; iron ion transport; intracellular iron ion homeostasis
Cellular component (GO): plasma membrane
Molecular function (GO): ferric-chelate reductase activity
Source: RefSeq, a predicted model, not a curated record